AUGUCGUUUGGAGGGGGAUUCGGAGGCUUCGGCCAGAAUAACAAUACUCAGCAAAGCGCUUUUGGAGGUAGCGGCGGAUUUGGAGCGAAUAACACCCCUCCCACUUCAGGCUUUGGAUCAACUGCGACCACAGGUUUCGGAGCUUCAAACACUGGCGGUCUCUUUGGCAGUGGUGGGACUGGAACAACUGGGGGCUUUGGAUCUGGAGGUGGGUUCGGUUCAACGAACAACAAUGCUUUUGGAGCGAAACCUUCAGGAUUUGGCACUACGGCCUCUAGUGGUGGAAUGUUCGGAUCGGCUGGAACUGCUACGGCUGGAACCUCAGGAUUUGGUGGAUUUGGAUCCACAAACACUACAUCGUCGCCCUUUGGUGGUGGGAAUACUACAACUGGUGGUGGACUAUUUGGCCAGAACAAGCCAGCAUUCGGUGCUGCUGCACCAGCUUCGAAUCCUUUCGGCUCCACUGCCACAACCUCUCCCUUUGGAGGUGGAGGUACAGGAGCAUUUGGGGCGCCCCAAUCUACAGCUUUGACUGCCGCAGGUGCAGGAGAAUGUCAGGGUACAGGAAACGUUCCAUUCCAGGCUUUCGUCGAGAAGGAGCCAAACAGCAGCUCAAACCAACAGAAUGCCUUCCAGAGCAUCUGCUUCCAGCAACCAUACCAGAAGUUCUCGCCAGAGGAGCUCCGACUUGCAGACUAUGCUCAGGGUCGCAGAUAUGGCAAUUCCAAUAACCAGCCAGGAGCUUUCGGUGCAUCGAACUUUGGAGGCUUCGGCGCAACCCAACCCGCUUCAACUGGUUUCGGUGCCAGUGCAAGCACAAAUACCAAUGUCUUCGGUGGUGGAGCAGCUAGCACAGGGUUUGGCACAAGUCAACCUGCAUCAACUGGAUUUGGCAGUACUGCGACAAGUGGUGGUCUAUUCGGCGCGAAGCCAGCAACUGGCGGUCUGUUUGGAUCACAACCUGCAGCUACAAAUACUGGUGGUCUGUUUGGAUCGCAGCCUGCAGCUACGAAUACUGGUGGUGGUCUGUUUGGAGCACAACCUGCUGCGCAAAAUACAGGUGGCAGUCUCUUCGGAAACAACAAUGCUGCUGCUGCCAAGACACCCUUCAGCUUCGGGACCUCCCAGCCAGCAGCUUCAAGCACUGGCUUCGGAUCUACCACUGCGACUGGUGGCUUCGGAAGUGGUGGUCUAUUUGGCAACACGGCCACUCAACAGCCCGCUGCGACUGGGUUUGGUGCUGGUGCACAGCAGCCAGCUGCAAGCACUGGAUUUGGUGGCUUUGGCGCAACUAAUAGUCAACAACCUGGGGGUUUGUUUGGCUCCACGGCAGCUAAGCCGGCAACUAGUCUUUUCGGUUCAACACCUGCAGCUACUAACACAGGGGGUGGGCUUUUUGGAAACACCCAAGCCGCUGCCUCGAAUCCCUUUGGCGGGUCCACGAAUACCCAAGCCUCUGGCGGUCUCUUUGGAGCGAAGCCUGCCGCCACAGGUGGCGGUCUGUUUGGAAAUUCCGGUCAACAGAACAACGCAGGCGGCAGCCUCUUUGGAGGGUUCGGAAAUAACCAAAGUCAGGGCCAGCAACAGAACACUGGAGGCGGACUCUUCGGUGCGGCCAACAAUCAGCAAAAGCCUAGCGGACUGUUUGGAAGUACGUCAACUCAGCAACAAGCUGGCAAUAGCUUGUUUGGAAACCAGAACAACCAGCAACCGUCUGGAGGGUUGUUUGGCGGCUCAUUAAAUAAUCAACAGCAGCAGCCGCAGCAGCAGCCGCAAAGCACUCUCUUUGGCGGCGGAAGUUCCAUCUUCAAUCCCCAGCAGAAUCAACAGAAUGGCCAGUCACUUACAGCUAGCAUCAACGAUAACACAGCUUUCAGCGGCUCUUCAUCCAUCUUUGCUCCUUUGGCAAAUAACCAGGUCAGCAACCCAGGGCCUAUUGCUACACCUCUAUCGAGCAAUGUCAAGACCAAGAAGAGCGCUGCACUUCCAUUAUAUAAAUUGAACUCUGCUUCAACUUCACGCUUUUCAACACCCCAAAAGAGACCAGGCUUUGGGUUUUCCUACAGCAACUAUAACACACCUGGCAGCGCAUCUAGCACUUCCAGUACCCCUGGUUUCGGUGGCAGCUUGCUUGGUGCCGGUAGUUUUGGUCGAACUUUGAACAAGAGCAUGUCUACCAGCAGCCUUCGCCGAAGCUUCAACACUGAGGAUAGCAUCCUGGCACCUGGUGCGUUCUCUGCUAGUCCCAAUGCUCGGCAUUACGGAAGCACUGGCAGUGUUAAAAAGCUCACCAUCAGUCGUGGCCUUCGUCACGACCUGUUCUCGCCACCAACUCCACAAGCCCCGUCUGCUCCGCCAUCAGCCCUCAAGAAGCGUGUUUCGUUCGGCGCCGAUGUCAACGGGAACGGCAGCUCCGGUUCUGGUUCUUCUAGCCCUCUGAAGCAAGUCACCAGCAAUGAAGCUAGCUCAGACACCGCAGCCGUCGUGAAUGGAAAAAAGCAGACGGGCCCAUCCACUCCUCCUGAGAUGUCACAACUCCCGAAUAGCAACAACCAGCUGGCUAUUGUCCGAGAGGAGGAGGUUGCCCUUGUGCAAUCCAAGACACAAACUGACGAGGAGGACGAGCCAAUUCUUGGAGAAUACUGGAUGAAGCCUUCAAAGGAGGAGCUUGAGAAGUUGAACCCUUCCCAGCGCUCAAAGGUCUCAAAUUUCGUUGUUGGUCGACACAAUACUGGUGUCAUUCAUUUCGACGCACCAGUCGAUCUCAGCAACAUCAAUCUUGACGACAUCCUCGGUAAUAUUGUUGUACUCACCAUUCGAUCAGCUACGGUUUAUGCAGACGCUGCUAAAAAGCCACCCCCAGGAAAAGGCUUGAAUCAACCUUCAACCAUUACACUGGACCACUCUUGGGCGCGGAAGAAGGAUCGUAACUCUGCUAGAGGCUUACAGAAGCACAAGCAACGUCUUGCGAAAGUCGACGGCACCCACUUUCUUGAUUUCGAUAAUGAUACUGGAAUUUGGAAGUUCACUGUUGACCAUUAUACAACCUACGGAGUUCCAGACGAGGACGAGGACGACGAGAUUGAAGAUGUUAGUGAAUUUGGUCAGAGUACUCUGAGUGCUCCACCAGAUACACCUACGCCAAAGAACCGUACGCCCAAGCCAGCCCGAUUGGACGAAUCUUUCGCCUCCGACUCUCAGAUGACAUACACUGAGUCAGAUCCAGAGGAUACUUUUGAGUUCAGAAAGAAGAAGAUUCUCCCGGGUGCCUUUGACGAUCAAGAGUUGUAUGAGGAUGAAAGCAUGGACGGUGAAUAUGACGAGCAAAACCAGGAGUCUUUUUUAGAUGAGCGCUCCGUGGGUUCGCAGUCUGAAAACGGCGUCGAAGAGCCAAUGGAUCAAGACGGCGAGUAUCAGGACGACGAAUCUGUCAGUAUUGUGGAUCAGGAGAUGGCGGGCUCCUAUCCAGAUGCCGACAAUACCGCGGAGCUCGGUUCCUCGCAAGAAGGUGAAGAUGAGAGUGUGGAUGGUAUGAUGGAAACACCUGGAGCAGUUUUACGGGCCAGAAUGAGAGCAUUAAAGAGCUCGGAAACCCCUUCGAAGAACAAGUUCUCUGCUGGUGAUGACUGGGCAAACGCUUUACAGGCCACUAUUAGUCCCCAGAAGCAAGACCGAGCCUUGCUCAAGAGUUUGAUCGAUAUCCAGGGAAACGAUGGUCGACCUGACUCCGAACCAACACCAAUCCCCAAGCGGGUCAUCUCCGAUGGACGUGGCUUUGCGACCAGUAUUGAUCUAAUGAACUCUUUGUUCGGUCAGACUCGGAGCCCAGUCAAGGCCAAAGUCCCAGCAAAGCCGAAAGGUUUCGAGUGGCCAUAUGCGAAGAAAGCAAAGACGAGUGAUCACGAUAUGGCCAACAUGGACGACAGUGAACGCGCUUUCCACGACUCGAUGAAGCCUCAAUGGGGCCAUGACGGUACUUUGGUUUAUGCUGCUCCACCAAAUUCGAAACCUUUCGGAAGAUCCUCUCGUCGUGCUCGCGAGCGUGAUGGCUUACUUACGGUUCAGAAGAAAGCAGUGGUCUCAGAGCACCGAGACGUUCGCUUUGCGAAAUUCUCGGAUGAGACUUCCGCUGGUCUACUUGCGAAACAAAAAGACAUUUCAGUCAUUGAUGCUUCAAAUGGCGUUCCACAUGCCCAAUUACCCGAAAACUUUACGUUCGGUGACUUCUUUGACGAAAGCGCAGCUACGAAUCCGGCCACCGCUCACGAGAAGCUCGUAUGGCAGCUUGCAAGUAUUCUCUUUGACAACUUCACUAUUCCCGAGCAUCUCGAGCAAGUCGGUAACAUAGAGGACCGUCUCCGAAAGGAUAAAUUGUCAGCAUUCUGGCAGAAACUGGUUGAUGAUGCAGCUUCGAAAGGCGCUGCUUUGGCUAAGUCGGAUGAGGAGAAAGCCAUUGCAUGCUUGUCAGGUCACCGAGUCCCAGAUGCUUGCGGACAUCUCAUCAAUACAGGAGAUUUCCACCUCGCCACCCUGGUCGCUCUUAUUGGCAGCAAGGACUCCAUGAGAAACGACAUGCGCCAACAACUCAAUGACUGGAAGAAGACCCAGAUGCUCUCAGAAUUCAGUCAACCUGUACGUGCAAUCUACGAAAUGCUUGCAGGCAAUGUCUGCUUCUGCAGUGGAUCCAAAGACCUCAAUGAUCGUAUGGAGGCAUUCGUCAUCUCGAAGCGUUUUGGUCUCGAUUGGCGACAAGCUUUUGGGCUCAGGCUUUGGUAUGGUAUCUCAUCUAACGAUGUAAUUGAUGCCGCGGUUCAAGCUUUCGCAGACGACCUUAGCCAAGACAAGGAAUCUGCUAGACCUCAUGCUUGGUAUAUUGAGCAGAAAGUACCAGCCAUGUGGGAUGAUGUGAAUCGGGAAGAGCGGGACGAUCUCCUCUGGGGUCUUUUGAAGCUCUACACCUUCUCCGACUCGGACAUCGAAGAUGUGCUCCGCCCAGAGAAUUCUCAACUCUCUCCUCUCGACAUACGUCUCUCUUGGCAACUUAGCCGAGCCCUUAUAUCAUCUGGUCGUGCCCGAUAUGCAGACGAUGACAAUGAUAAGGCUGACCAAACAACACUGUCUUUCGCGGCGCAGCUUACCAACGAAGGUAGCUGGCUCGAUGCUAUAUUUGUUCUUCUCCAUCUCACAUCAGACGAUGCUAGAGAGAAGUCCAUUCAAGACCACCUCGCACGUCAUGCAGGACUUGUCGGUACCGAAGACAGCCAAAAUUUCGUCACAUUGACCCAAACCUUCAAGAUCCCUGCACCAUGGGUCUGGGAGGCAAAAGCACUGUACAUGCGAAGUGUCGAGAGAAACCCAAAUGGGGAAGUCGAGUGCCUGAUCAAAGCUGGGUCCUUCAACGAAGCACAUCGCACCUUCGCCAGAGAAGUGGCCCCCAAGGCUGUUGUCGAGCUUGACUACGACACCCUCAGGACACUACUCUCCGGGUUUCAAGGCAAGGAGGGUACGAUCGCCGAAUGGCAUUUGGGCGGAGAGAUAUACCAGGAUUUCUUGGAACUUCUUCACAACGACAAGAAAGGACAUCCUAUCGACGAUCUUGUUCUUGAGCGACUUUUGUCUGGCCUCCCAGCAGUUGUUCAGGAUUCUCGUCACCCGAGCUUCAUGGAGACGGUGGCUAUUGAGACGAUCAGUGGUGUGGUUGCCAAGACUGUGAUUGUUAUGGGCAAGAAGGGCGAGAAGUCCAAUCUUCACAAAAUCUUGAGACUUCCACUUACCGAGGACCGAUAUUUGAAGCAUACCGUGGAGUUGAGUCUCGAAUAUUACAGAGGCGUGAUGGCCAACGCGAGAUAA
Cadophora gregata is the source of this 5850-nucleotide messenger RNA. RefSeq lists its product as uncharacterized. Gene Ontology annotation, cellular component: nuclear pore cytoplasmic filaments; nuclear pore. The transcript has 6 exons. The coding region runs from base 1 to 5850 and encodes 1949 amino acids. Gene Ontology annotation, biological process: RNA export from nucleus; post-transcriptional tethering of RNA polymerase II gene DNA at nuclear periphery; protein import into nucleus. NCBI's taxonomy places the organism in Eukaryota, Fungi, Ascomycota, Leotiomycetes, Helotiales, Ploettnerulaceae. Gene Ontology annotation, molecular function: structural constituent of nuclear pore. The record is from RefSeq and is a predicted model, not a curated record.